Molecule: messenger RNA, 2115 nt
Organism: Penicillium cataractarum
Lineage: Eukaryota; Fungi; Ascomycota; Eurotiomycetes; Eurotiales; Aspergillaceae
Product: origin recognition complex subunit 4
Exons: 2
Coding region: 1-2115 (704 amino acids)
Biological process (GO): DNA replication initiation; DNA replication
Cellular component (GO): nucleus; nuclear origin of replication recognition complex
Molecular function (GO): DNA replication origin binding; ATP hydrolysis activity
Source: RefSeq, a predicted model, not a curated record
AUGAAAGACCCUAGAGCCUCGAAGCGGAGGAGAGUCUCCGAAGAGCCUGCACAUGACGACGACGGAGAUAUCGCUAUGGAGAGUGACGGCGAUGCCUAUUCGGUCCCGUCAUCCCCCGAGCCCGAUGCGGACUCAGACGAAGAUCAGGACUACCGCGGCCCCAGGAGACAAGCCUCGCGACGUCAGUCCACUCGCGGUCGAAAGACCAAUGUGCCCAAUGGCUUGGAAGAGGAUGCCGUGGAGACACCGAGGAGUGCACGGACAAGCGGACGGCAGCGCAAAGUGCCGCAGAGACUCGAAGACGCCUUGACGCCGUCCUCGACGCGGAAAGUAGCUGCUACACCUCGAAGUGCUCGAGGGACGAGGAGCGCGCGGAAGCCGAGACAAGAGUCUGUGGAGGAUUUUGAGAUGGAUCUAGAUGAAGAGUCGCCGAAGCCGACUGGAACAAUCGCUAGGACAAGGUCCCGAAGGAGUACGGCCAAACCUAGGUCACAUGGUGCCAACGGGAACACCGCUGGAGAGGCCGAUAGAGAGCUCUCUCCUUCUUUCGAGGGGUAUAACGAUGGUCUUGACGACCUAGUUGCAAUGCAGCUGCAACAAGACCUUCACAACAAUGAGGAACCCCAAGAGGCCGUGGAGACAGUCGAGCCUCUCCCGGACUAUGCAGAGAAGCUCCAGACACUCUGCCAAUCUGGGUUGCAAGACGAAGUCCGUGUAUUGACGACCGCACUGCUAGAGAAGCUAUCCGGCAAACGACAAAUCCCACUCAAAGGGCUGGAGAGCGAGUAUACAAAGGUCAACCACUUGAUCGAGCAGACCGUCACGGUUGGCGAGGGUAACUCGAUGCUUCUCCUCGGGUCGCGCGGUUCUGGAAAGACGGCAGUCGUGGAAACGAUCAUCUCGUCUCUCGCAAAGGAACAUGGCAACGACUUCCACGUCGUUCGACUGAACGGUUUCCUUCACACGGAUGACCGUCUUGCUCUCCGAGAGAUGUGGCGUCAGCUUGGGCGUGAGACCCAUACUGAAGACGACGCAGCCAAGGUCAGCUCAUAUGCCGACACGAUGGCUACCUUGCUGGCCUUGUUAUCUCACCCGGAAGAGCUUUUUGGCGCCGGAAAUGGAGACAACGUGACAGCAGCCAAGUCCGUUGUAAUUCUUCUGGAUGAGUUCGAUCUCUUCGUGACCCACCCUCGACAGACUCUGUUGUAUAAUUUGUUUGAUAUUGCCCAAGCCCGAAAGGCACCUAUCGCGGUCAUCGGACUCACCACCAAGGUCGACGUGACUGAGAUGUUAGAGAAGCGUGUCAAGAGUCGUUUCAGUCAUCGAUAUGUCUACAUUCCGCUUCCGAGGACAUACGAGACCUUCUCAGAGAUUUGUAUGGCGAGUUUGGAUCUCGACGAGAAUGAGGUUGAGGAUCUUGGGUCUGAGCAGCCUGUCACAAAGACCCCUGGUUGGAAUACGCUUCUCGGGGGAUGGAAGGAAUACUUGCAGAAUCUUUGCAACGACAAGAACUUCCAAUUCCACCUAAAGAAGAUCUACCACCAGACUAAAUCCGUAAAGGAAUUCCUCACGAGCGCGCUCCUCCCUAUCAGCGAGCUCAACCUCAGCACCCAAGCUGCCGACAAACCCAUCUUCCAGAUCCCAACACCUAAGAGCUUCGCCUCUCAAUCCCUCAUCUGCCCUGAUCCAGCACCUCUUCCGUUCUCAACUUCCAUGACCGCAUCCUUCAGCCCUUCAUCUCUUCCCCUCGCCCUCCUACUAGCGGCCACCCGCCUUUCUGCUCUCUUUGACCCAAGCAACGACAGCGUCCAAGCUCAGAGCAUCGCUCCAUUGGCCCUCUCCUUCCCCGCCGCGUAUGCAGAGUACGUACGCCUACUCACCUCUGCAAAGACGUCUGCCUCGAUCUCCGGUGCGGCGGCCACGCCUGGUCGUGUCUGGGGCCGAGACGUGGCGCGGGAAUCUUGGGAGAAGCUGGUUACUUGGGGCCUCGUUACGCCUGUGGGUAGUGGCAAUGGUACUGCAGAUGGACAGAUGUUCCGUGUGGAGAUCAGCUUCGAGGAGGUUGUUGAGAUGGCUGGUACGGGGAGCUCUUUGGGACAGUGGUGGAGGGAGUGA